GGAGGAGGAGGAGGAGGAGAGUCCGAGGUAUUGUCUUUACUGUUAACCGGACUGGUUUGGCUUGUCACACGCCCUCUAAGGCAGAGCAUGUAUCUCAUUCACCGACAAAAUCACGGAGGUUUUUAUUUUUAAAAAAGGACUGAAAGAACAGCCGCCAGUUUGUUGUGCCGUGACUGAAAAACUUCACAGGAUGAGCGAACGGGAGGACGCAAUAUUUAAAACCACCGGUUGCAAGUGGCUGCUGCCUGUCAGUGGAUACUUGGGCUUAUCUCUGGACCAGGUGAACUUCCUGGCCUGCCAGCUGUUUGCUUUGCUUGCUGCCUUCUGGUUUCGUCUCUACCUCAGUCCUAACCAUGCGAGCCCCACGGUCCGGCAUGCUGUCGCCACACUCCUAGGAAUCGCUUUUCUCCUCUUCUGCUUCGGAUGGUAUUCUACCCAUAUCCUCGCUGUGGUGGCUGUUAACUAUUUUCUCAUCAUUAAAGCUGACAUCAACAAUGUACACAGGUACUCCAUGGUGACAGCUAUGGGUUAUCUGACAGCGUGCCACGUGAGCAGGGUCUUCAUCUACAGCUACGGCAUACUUUCCACGGACUUCUCCGGACCUUUGAUGAUUGUAACCCAGAAGAUAACCAUGCUGGCUUUCCAUCUUCAUGACGGGAUGUGUAAGAAAAGUGAACAGCUGACAUUGGAGCAGAAGCAUGUGGCUAUACGUGUGAGGCCGUCUCUCAUCGAGUAUCUGAGUUACAAUCUGAACUUCCUGAGUGUCUUGGUCGGGCCCUGCAGCAACUACAAGGACUACAUCGAUUUCAUAGAGGGCAAACACAUCAGCUGGAGGCUAAAGCAGCACUCUGGAACGUGUAACGGGCAAAAUGGUUAUGACAAGACGCCCGACCCAUCUCCUCUUAACGCAGUCUGUCGAAAGCUGCUGGUCUGCUGCGGCUGCAUGUUCUUCUUCCUCGUCAUCACUCGGUCGUUGCCGAUUACUUACAACGUAGACGACCACUUUGUUGGCCACGCCUCCUUCCUCAGCAGGCUCACCUACGCGUUCUUCUCCAUACAAGCAGCAAGACCCAAGUUCUACUUUGCCUGGACGCUUGCUGAUGCAGUAAACAAUGCAGCAGGUUAUGGGUUCCUGGGGAUGGAUGAGAGUGGAAAACCCUGCUGGGAUCUCGUCUCCAAUCUCAACAUCAUAGGGAUUGAGACUGCAACCAGCUUUAAGACCUUCAUAGACAACUGGAAUAUUCAAACAGGGAUUUGGCUCAAAACCGUGUGUUAUGACCGAGCUGCGAAACACCGCUUGGCAUUGACCUUCAUCCUGUCUGCCUUGUGGCACGGUGUUUAUCCAGGCUACUACUUCACCUUCAUCACUGCUAUUCCCAUUACCAUAGCUGCGAGAGCUAUACGGAGGUCUAUUAGGCACUACUUCAUUGGCUCCAGAGUCCUGAAGCUCGGUUAUGACAGUGUAACUUGGGCAGCGACCCAGCUAGCCAUCUGCUACACUGUCAUCCCUUUUCUCCUCCUUUCAGUAGAACACACUAUAGUUUACUACAGAUCUAUGUAUUUCCACGUCCACAUCAUCAGUAUUCUGGCUGCAGUCGUCCUGCAUCAGAAACAUAAACCCAGAGAACCCUCUGCCACCAACAAACCUCCUCCCACCUCCUCCUCUUCCUCAGCAGCUGCAUGCUCAGCUCAGUGCCAGCCUGUUCACUCCAACAAUAACGGCAAAGUACACUGAAAGCCCCGUCCUCACAGGGUUUUUAACCGGGCUCGGAUCUUCCUAGGAGUGUGUUCUGCCUGCUCAAAGUGUGAAAAGUGUAUGCUAUUUAUUAUUUUUUGCUGCAAUACAGACGAUUGAGGCUGCAUCCCUGAUGUACGCAAUAAGAGCCUUCAGCCAUGUUGGAGGACUGGGAGAAGCUCAGAGACCGCAAGGGCAAGCGAAAGCUGAAGGAAUAUAUCUCCGAUGCAUCCGCUGCCACAGCGACCAAAUCCCCCCCUGCCCUGCCCACCCACCUCAACACCAGCGCCCCUGCUUCAACCGCAGACACACAGAGGUGGAAAGAGAAACGGAGCUCUCUUUCCUCUCCGUCCUCAGUCCAUUCUGUCCCUCUGUCCCCCUUCGACUGGUGGGACGGGAGCCAGCGCAGUGGGAGAGUGGCAAAUACCAGAACCCGCACACACAGACUCAUCUAUAAAUGGACACGAGGAAGCAAAUAUGCACAUGCUCCUCCGACAUGCUUGCACUCGGUCGCACUCUGACGGCACACAAAGGCCGCCCUUGUGAGUUCACAAAAGAGCGUGCAAAGAGGGCACAGGGCUGUGGCCGCUACGCCUACUUUACUUUGCCCAGAAGAUGUUGUAGAUUAGUGUGGGUGUGUGUGUGUGUGUGUGAAUGGUGAUUUGGCCAAAGUUAUGUGCCAACAGCUUCUGUCAGCGACAGUGUGUCAGUAUUACUCUCACUGCCUAUAGACUGGGAUGAAAACUACAGGAAACAACACAAUUCUGUCAGAAAGUCGGUUAAUCGGGAGGUUGGGGGGGUUUUUUGUUGCCGCAUCAAACAUGACUAGAAAAGUUGACAUAGGACAUUUGACUGUGAAUCACUUGGUUGAUGAAUGUGGUUUAUCCCUUUAGGUUGCAUCUCUUUCCGUUCUGAAGUAGUGUGAAUUUAAUAGUGACAUUGUUCUUAACGUGCCUAUCAUGCGUUCGGGGCUGGAUACCUGUUACUAUGAUAGAAAGGAACUGGAUAGAAAGUUGGGUUAAACCAGAAGGCAGAGGGUUCUCUUUUUUAUGGCCAGGCUGUAAACACUGGGCUCCAAGAAAUGGACAAUACAGAAAAGAGAACAGUUUGCUUUUACACUCUGAUUUUCCCUGGUAGGACGUGCCAAUUGAACAGAGACAUCUGGUGGCUGGUGGUACCAUCUAGUCUGAUCUCAAUUAAACAGUAAAAGGAUUUUAGCUGACACGGACUAAAUAGAGUCUCUUUAAGCACAGUUCACCUGCUAGGAAUCCUAAAAAUGUGUAAUUCUUAAAUUGAUGUUCGAUUUGUUUGAGUUCUGCUUCCACUUUGGCACAUUUGAAACCUCCGUUUGUGUUUCGAUCACAGAGGAAUUAUGAGUUUGGCACUGGGGAUGUGUUUGGCCAUAUUUAAAUGGGGUGUGGUUGUUAAUAAUGCUGCCUGUUGACUUUCUGAAAUUUCAGCUACAUUUAUACAAGUAGAUUUCUAGUAGAUCUCUGUAAGACAAGAUUAAAACAAAGGUGUUUUAUUCCUGCUAUAUGGGAACUCCUUUAUGACGCGAUUUGCUUCUGAACAACGUUUUACCCUUUGGGCAGAUGUGCAUUGUGGUUGUCCUUGUUUUUGCCUGAUUUAAUGACUGAUUUUCCAUUCUUACCCCCCUUUAUGUAUGCAUCUUUAGAGCCGAGGACUGAAAAUUGAUGUGUGUUUCUAAGCAUCCUGUUUCCAGUGUGAAUGAUCCUGACGGGUCCCUCUUUCCGCCGCCCAGUAACCAAUCAAAGAUGCAGGGAAUCAUGGAAAUUCUGGGGUGGGAUCAAAUUUGAACAGUCUAGCACGGCACGUCGUCGGCAGAAAACGGUGGGAGCCAACUCUCUGCUUGCUUCACUUUCAUGAAGCAAUAGAAAACUUGUUUGAGGCGCAACUGACAGGUUUUAUUAUUAUUUUUUUAAUCUGGUGAAACUCCUCCUCUCUAAUGCUCUGCACUCUGCUCCAAUCAAAUCGAGAUAUGCAUUAGAAGAAUAAACCCUGCAGGGGAAAUGUAUCCAAUGUUUUUUAACUAAGGUUUAAAUGCAAUGGCUGAAAAAAAAAAAUCUAUUCGGUUUCUUAUUAAACGUUUUCGGUAUAAUAAUAAUAAUAAUAAUAACAAUAUUGAUUAUGUUAACCUUUAAAUGCACAUCAGUGCCUCUGACAGUUUAUGAAGUUGCACUGAUGCCUGCUGAUUGUGGUUUUCUGUGAGAGUUUUUAGUAUUCAGACGUUGGUCUGGCGAUACAGUGUUAAAGGCUGAUUGCAUGCAGACCCAAUUCGAGAAAUGCUGGGCGUGUAAAAUGAAGCUUUGCCUUCCAGCUUUGUGUCCGAGCAUGGCAACCUUGGCGUUUAUUGUUGCUAAAAAUGACACCGUGCUGUUUUGUCUACAUGUGGGAAAAGCAAGAUGGGAGCAGGGAAAGGUGUGGCACGUGUGCAGUGUGAAUGCGUUGUCAGAAUGUAGCAGCUGUCUGAUUUAACACUGUUAACGAAGAUUUGUUUUGUUUGCAGACUUGCCGUCUGUAUGCACUGACUGUCGAUUGGUUUUAUUUUCUCAUGGCGUCGCUGCUCCAUUUUAGUAUUGUUUGUUUAGAGGGGAGUGAGUGGUUAAACAUUAAUCUUAAAGUGAAAUAAAGUUUCAGUGAACAAUGAUGAAAGUAAGCAACAUUUUGUAUCAUCUCUAUUUCGGCACAGAGUCGAAAUCCUCUCUAUGCAUUGCUUCUCCCAAGCUGUAGCCUCCCAUGAUAUCCUCAGGGUGGCUCCCUCCCCGUCCCUGGUGUUGCUUCUCUUUCCCUCUUUGAAACUGUCUUGGGUAUGUGCGUGUGUGUGUAUGUGUGUGUGUGCUGUGUUUUGAGCUUCCCUGCGCUUAUAGAAAUCUCAAAACGACCAGAGAAAACACAGAGGAGUAAUCACAACAACAAACAUGAUCAUUUCAUUUUAAAACUGCUAAUAAUUGUUAUUUAACAGAAAGAUGUAUACAGACAAGACUUUAUGGAUAAAGCGUUUAUUCUCUGCACAAGAAAGCCCAUCAGAUUUAAAAAAAACAAAAAAAAAACAAAAAAACCACACACAACAAACUAAGCUGUCUUGAUAAAUCUGAAAUAAGCAUCAAGCUGGACAAUGAAGUGUGUGUGUCUGUAUUAAUUGUACGAUCUGCUUUAGAAGCCAGAUCUUCAAUGUUGCUUGGGUAGCUGUGUGAUUAAAAACCGCUGUCAAGUAGAAUAACAAGUUGAAAUGCAAACCAUUAAGACUCUACCUUCAUCUGGCAAAACAGAUAAAUCUUUUUUAUCUUUAUUUGUUUCUGUAUUAAAUAAACACAAUCACAUGGUAGCUACCAGCAGCAUAUUGGCACCCGGGCAAGAUAUUUUCACUCCUUUUCCAACUUCGACAAAGUGCUGAGAGGUUGCAUUUGUAACCAGUAAAACCAAGUCUUACAUCAACAUGGGUCACGAGUUGGGCCAGUGGUUUCCAAAGUGUGGGGCGUGGCCCGAAGGGGGGGCACAGUCCCAUUGUGAGGGGGGGUACGGAUGAAUGAGAAAAACAAAAAAUACACAAAUGUCUUUCACUGUGAAGAUGGUUUGUAGUUUGUUUUGUUGCAACCUGAAGUGUGAAAUAAACUUCAGUGGAGUUUGAAAACAAAAUAUGUCUUUAGGUUUAUGUCUGGUUGGUGCCCAGUUGAUUAUUAUUAUUUUUUUCUUUUUUGGGGGAGAUUUUAUUGAAAUCCAUAGAGGGGCCCAGAAAAUCUUUAGGAACCACUGAGCUCGGCAAUUAAACUCGCAUGAGAACUUCCAUGUCCUGGAGUCUCUAAAUGCAACAAAACUAAUCUCUCUUCUGAUUGGCCAGUUUGAUUGGUCAAUGUCCAAUCAAUUUUAGACGAUCAAACCCUGUACUCCUUAUGGGCGUUUUACUUGAAAAUUUGUGCUUUUAAAUGUGGAUGGAUAAAAUCUGUACUCGUACAUCAUCUUGAUCAACUGAAGGACUCCGAUUUUUGUCUUACUGUAUAAUUUUCCCCUCUUAAUCAUAUUUUCUUUGUCCCUGGGACAGGAUCAAGAACUGAACUCACCAGGUAAAGAAACAGAUGGAUUGAUAUCUUUCUUUUAAUGCUUAAAUACACAGCAGACUAUACAGGGGAACCUUGGAAAUGUAAGCUGCGUAGUCUUAACAGAAGGAAACAAUUUGUAUGAAAAGCUAUAAAAUAAUGUAAUCACAUCUCAUGUGCUUGAAAAAUAUUUCCACCGCCCAAAAUAAAAUCAAAUGUUUAAUCAGGGUCAUGCAGAAAAUCUUCUCUUUAAGGUAAAGUGACGGGAACUGUUGCAGAAUUUUCUGAAGUUAAAUUGUAUUGUAAGAAAAUAUUUCCAGUCAAAUUCAUUUUCUUCUCUUAUGGUUUACUGAAAAAAAGGCGUCGCCCCUCAGGCCAUUAGACCAACCAGGAAAACAUGUAGUUUAAGUUUAAAACCAAACAUUUCAGAGUAAACGACACCAAGUCAGCCAGCGCACAACAUAAAACAAAAAUAUUAUUUCUUAUUUCCUAACAUGCAUCAUUAGUGCAGCCAUUAACCACUGUGCUGUCUUUUCUUUUUUUUUUUCUUGCUGAAUACAACAUUUUGGCUCAUUUUAAACUAAAUGUACCAUAUUUUAAAAUGAUGUAGGGGCCACAAAAAGUAUGGAGCAAAAACUCACUCCUUUACAUGUUAGAGUUCUGGCUGAUUAAAUUCCCUCAUCAUUCAUAUCUCACUACCAACCCGAGAGGAUACACACUUAUCUACGCAUGCAAAAUGGCAAUGUAUAAACUACAUAAAUAUUUAUAUUUCUCUGUACAUUUUGUUCAUUCUUAUAACUUCUCAGGAUUUGUAUUAUACACACAGUACAAAGCUGGAACAGUCGUAUACACCGAGUGUUUUUUGUUGUUUGUUUUAAGACCGCAUUUAGUCAGCUCAAAUCUCCUUCUGCUUAGAAGAAAAAUGCAUUUUGUGUGUGAAUAUUGCAGACUCUGGGUGCAUUUUUUUUCUUCUUCCAGGAAAGAAUAGCACAAUAUAAAUAUUUAAAGAAAAAUAAAUAAAGUUUUUAGCAGAACUACUGUGCUGUAUGAAAGCAUUUACUCCCUUACAAAUAGCUUCAAAUAUCUUCUCGUUUGGUCAAAUUGUUUGUAUCCAGUCACAUUUUGAGGGCUUUUGAGCAUCAGUGGUCUGCUUAAGGUCACGUCACCGCAUCCAAAUCUGAUUAUUGGUACUUUGACUAGGCUAUUCCAGAAUUGUCCUUUUGUUUCAUUUUUAAAUGUUUGUUUUAUUUUUGAGCGGUUCUAAGGUGGAGCUGCUGAUGUGCUUUGGAUAAAUACCCCGCUACAUAAAAUUAAAAUAUCCUUUAUCUCAAGGCUACAAACCAAUGGCCUGACAUUCUCUAUCAAGAUACAAUAGACAGUAAGAAAAAAUCUUCUAUUGAUAGUAAGGGGAGGAAAUCCUGGUUCCAUUAAUUACAGGAGGCUGCCCAGUUCCUGAAGCAGCAAUGCAGCCCCAGACCAUCACACUACCAUCUUUAACUUUGUAAAUCUUUCAAGACUGAUAAAUCUUAGUGACAUAAUUUCACUUCAGUUGUUGAAUUCUUUUAGAUCAGGGCGCGAAGUGUUGAUUUUAAAGACCUCAUGGUCAAAUUUAACCACUCAGACAUGUCUUAUUUAAGUGAUUUGUUGAUUCUAGAGCUCUGACACUGUGUGUGUGAGUAAAUUGUCCUCAACUUUCAUGAAAAAAAGCUACUUAAAAUUAAUUUGUGAUGAGACAAGGUAGCGAUUACUUAUCCCACAGGAAGCAAGCUGAGUUAUUAUGAUAGAUUUUUACAUUAAAUAGAUCUAAUCAACAUUUGAAACUGCCUUUACUCAGAAUAGUAAAGGCAGAAUUUGACUUUUUGAAAAUUAAGUACGACAAAAUGCAAAAGCUGGAAAAACUCCAUGAGGGGGCAAAUAUUUUUGUAUUUGGUUGCUUCCUUCAAUUUUAAUAUUCCAAAGACGUGCAAAAAAAUAAAAAUAAGAAAAUAAAAAUAA
This is a messenger RNA of Gambusia affinis (western mosquitofish), 7785 nucleotides long. RefSeq names its product membrane bound O-acyltransferase domain containing 1 (gene mboat1). NCBI's taxonomy places the organism in Eukaryota, Metazoa, Chordata, Actinopteri, Cyprinodontiformes, Poeciliidae. The coding region runs from base 191 to 1735 and encodes 514 amino acids. The record is from RefSeq and is a predicted model, not a curated record. The transcript has 13 exons. Gene Ontology annotation, cellular component: membrane. Gene Ontology annotation, molecular function: acyltransferase activity. Gene Ontology annotation, biological process: lipid modification.